Maniola jurtina (meadow brown) is the source of this 9679-nucleotide messenger RNA. RefSeq lists its product as uncharacterized. Bases 401 to 9322 code for a protein of 2973 amino acids. The record is from RefSeq and is a predicted model, not a curated record. Lineage: Eukaryota; Metazoa; Arthropoda; Insecta; Lepidoptera; Nymphalidae. Gene Ontology annotation, molecular function: protein binding; histone H3K36 methyltransferase activity. Gene Ontology annotation, cellular component: chromatin; nucleus. The transcript is spliced from 14 exons. Gene Ontology annotation, biological process: regulation of DNA-templated transcription.
UGCAUAGAAAUAUUUUUGAACAGUGUUAAAGGUCGAGAUAUCAAUCAUAUCAGCGUACUGUAACAGAGAUGGCGCGUGGAUGACGGCUCUUAGGUAUCCCAGGUCGUAAGAAAAUAGGACUUUGCUCGAACGAUAUCAAGGCGUUGUGUUUUUUAAUUAAACAUUCUGUACCUGUUAAUAUUUCUCUCUCUAAAACAGUAAACAGAUGUAAAUGAUUUCUGAGGCUCUAAACUUGUUUGCUGUAACAUGACUUCGUAAUAUCAAUUUAAUUAUGGACAGUAUAAUGGCGAUUGAGAUGUUCUGUUGAGGAAUACAAUUUCACGACAUUUUCGAUCUAGCUUUGUAUAUGUGAGCAUUACGUCAGUCGCCAUUCAGCGAAUGAUUGCUCGCCUUGUACAAAAUGGAGGAAUCUGAGGACAAUAUGAGUGCUGAAGAAAUCAAGUUUGGUGAUGUCCCCAUCAAAGUUAAGCCAAAAAAGAGGUCACUUGUAGAAAGAGAACUGGAAACAAGUUUAACAGCGCGAGUUACAUCGCCUUUAACAAAUGGGGAUGCAACAACUACCAGUCGUUAUGGUAGAGCUCGUCGAAUUAAAUCUAGUUCUGAGUUCUGCGACUUGGAAAAAAGUGCACCUAAACUUCACAAGUCUCCCAAACUUGACAAGUCACCCAGCAAAGUACAGUCACCUGCAUAUAAAAUGCAUGCCUCAAACUCUCCUGUCAGAAUCGAAACUCCAAAGCGAGAUUCAUCUUUGGAAAAUCAAAUCGAGAAUAUCUUUAAUGAAAAUAUUUCAUUGAGUCGUUUCGGUUCUGAGGAGAAAGCUUGUAAGUCGGCAUCGAAAAAAUUUCCUAAAGUCUAUAUAAGAAAGGAUCUGAUACAAAGCAAAGACAAGGAGGAUGACACUGUUGUUCUCAUAAAAAAUAUAUUUUCUCCGUCAAAGAGUGCAACAAAGUCUAACACUCAUUUAUCCAACUACUUAGAGAGGUCUUCUGAAAAGUAUAAUAUGAAAGAGAAAUCUUCUGUUAAGUAUAACAUGAAACAGAAUUCUUCUGACAUGAAACAGAAUUCUUCUGAAAAGUAUAAUUUGAAAGAUAGGUCUACUGAAAAGUAUAAUAUGAGAAAACCAAUAAAUGGGUAUAUGAAUACAUCUUCUGUUGUGAAAACUCUAGACUUUGAUAGUAAAAAGAAGAGAAAAGAAGAGAAAAAGACUGUUUUGUCGAAAAGCGAGUUGUUUGAUUUAGAAGCACAAUGUGAGUAUCAAGUUGGAGACUUGGCAUGGGCAAGAAUGGGGACUUAUCCGUUUUGGCCUUGCAUCAUUACCCGAGACCCACUGAGUGGAAUGUUUGUUAAAAAGAAAUUGUUUGGACGUAUAGAAAGGGAUGUGCUUCAUGUCACAUUCUUCGGAGACAACGGACGCCGCGGCUGGAUCGUGGGCACUAUGCUUCGCAAGUUUCUUGGUCAAACGGAGUUCGAAGCUGCAAGGGCAAAUUUUCCACCUGAGGCUAAGAAAAAGGAUCCCAGAUUGCAUGCUGCAUUUUUUAUUUCAGAGAAAAAAAUGUCACAAUGGCAGAUUUCUGUCGACGAAGCAGAAAUGUUGCUGAAAGAGCCAAAAAGAUUAAGAAUCGACAUUUUAAAUGACAUGCUUCAAAAUGUUAAAGAAAUAAGAACUACCCCAAAACAUGAGAAAAGCAAGACAAUCGUAAGAACAAAUAGUGAUGUGUCUCUAAGUGAGAGUUUGCUAGAUACAUUGUUUUCUGAAGAUGACUCCAAAGGAAAUGAUGCAGACAGAUCCAGAAGCAAGAGCAGGAAUAGGUCUUUUGAUGUUUCUGAGGUUGUCACGGCUUGUCUCGAUAACAUGGCAGCCAAGACUGGCAUUACUAAGAUUCAAAGGCAAUCUCAUAUGGAUAGGUGGCUGCAAAAAGCGAAAUCAAAAACCCCAGAAAAAUCUCAUCUCAGAUCUCUGUCUCUUAAAAUAGAGAAAGAUAGUAAAGUAAGUAAUACUGCCAAAUUUAAAAGAAAGGUGCCCAAAAAAUCUACACCUAACAAACCUUAUAAUUUUAGAAAAAUCGUCACUGAAUCUCAAUCUGAAUAUAAACUUUUGUCACAUCAAAAUGAACACGAUUAUAGCCUAAGUGCCCGCGAGAUUAAUGAACCUAUACUUUUGGACGACAUUGAAAUUGAAUACGAAAACGCUGAAAUGCUUACAAGUGAUGUUAUAGAACCAGGAUCAGGUUUAGGUGUUAUUUUUAAAGUUGAAACGCUUUUUGGUAAAGAACAAGCUGACAUCAGUAAUCAAAAUGACGUAAUUAUGACAGUCAUUAAUGACGCAUUUACUAUAAGUGACGCAAAUGAUAUUCAAAAUGUGGAAGUCGAAAAUCAAAUUUGUAUGCAAAACGGUCAUGGACUUUCAGAUGUAGAUCGUGAAUUAGUACUUGAAAAAGGGAAUGAUGAACACACAAAUGAAUCCGUAGUCAUGGAAACAAAUAACAUAAAUGAACUCAAGUUAAUUGAGACUAUUGAAUCAAAAGAUACUGGAAAAUACGAAAAUAAUGUGGCAUUAUCCAUCAAGGACUCUGAUGUAGUAACACUGAAGGAUUCAGAUGGCACAGACAACCAAAAUAUGGAUGCACGUGAAUUAAACACACAAACAACAAAUAAUAUAAGCGAUAAUGAUGUAGUCACAAUCGUUGAUCAUAAUAACACCUUAAUGCACGUAGAAAUACAGUCUGGAACUGCAACAGACGAACAAAGUGGUUUCGAAAGCAACGUACAAGACACAAAAUCUAAAAUAGAUAAAGAGACCCAUUUGCAUAAUGGAAAUGAACUGACUAAAAGUUUAACCCCUGAUAUUAUUUCAAAUAGCUUUGAUAAAAACAUCUUUGGAAAGGCAAACCCAGAAAAAGACAGUGUCCUGUUAGAAAAUAUGUCUCAGAAUAACGUGUUAGAGUCAAACAUUCGUAAUGAAGUCAAUAAACUGCCAAAUAUUAUUACCUUAAAGGACGAUGGUAUCGAAGAUUUUCCUGACGUAUCCAUUAAAAUCGUGGAUAAAGACACUUUAACACAGCCAAGCGUUAUGAAAGAAAAACUACUUCAGAAUAAAGAGCUAGAUUUAAAUAAUUGUGGCGAAAACAAAACAACUAACUUAAAUACACAAAGCCCAGAGAAGUUCGAUGUUCUGAGCAUGAAGGAAUACGUUGAUGACGGGAUUGAAGAUUUUCCUGACAUAUCUAAAAAUACUCGGGAAAAUACAACAGAAUACACAACCCCGAAUUUAUUUCUAAACGAGUUAAAUUCAAAUACUAGCACUAAAAGCAAGACAACUGAUUUGAGUACACAAAACCUAGAAGUACCAUAUGUUGUAAAUGUGAACGAAUAUGUUGACGAUGGGAUUGAGGAAGACUUUCCUUCAGAACCUGAAAAUCCAAAACAACUGACUAUAACCAAGGAAAGUUUACUUUCAAAUAAAAAAAACAAAUCAAACUCCAAAACUGGUUUGAGUACAGUAAGUUCUGAGGUGUCAAAUUUUGUAACUUUGAAGAAGUAUGCCAAAGAAAUAAUUGAAGUUUUACCUAACAAAUCCACAAAUAUCUUAGAUAAAAGCAAUUUAGAACAGAUAGCUCCAGACAAACAAACUGUAACAAAAGAUAAUUUAGCUCUAAAUAAAGAGUUAAAUUCAAACAAUAGCACUGGGAGUAAAUUAACUAGUUUUAUCUCAUGCUCAGAGGUGUCAAAUAUUGUAAAUUUAAAAGAAUAUAUAGAUGAUGGGAUAAAAGAUUUUUCUGAUUUACCCAAAAAUAUCAACGAAAAACCACUGACAGAACACGUAACCCCAAAUAAAGAAACUAUUAUUAAAGUGAAUAAAGAGUUUAAGUCAAAAUCUAGUUCUGAAAACAGACCUACUAGUCCGAGUACUCGAAGCUUGGAAAUACCAAACUUUGGAAACUUAAAGAAAAGUGCUGAUCAUGGGAUUGAAGAUUUUCCUGAGGUAUCCAAAAAUAUCAAAGAAAAACCACUGACCGCUCACAGAACCCCAAAUAAAGCAACUAUUAUCAAAAUGAAUAAAAAUCUUAACUCAAUAUCUAGUGCUGAAAACAAACCAACUAGUUCAGGUACUCGAAGCUUGAAAGUGUCAAACUUUGUGAACUUGAAGGAAUAUGCUGAUGAUGGGAUUGAAGAUUUUCCUGACAUAUCUAAAAAUAUUGUAGAAAAACCAGUGCCGGAACACGGAACCCCAAAUAAAGGAACUAUUACUAAAAUUAAUAAAGACCUUAACUCAAAAUCUAGGGCUGAAAACAAAUCAACUAGUUUGAGUACUCGAAGAUUAAAAGGGUCAAAGUUUGUGGACUUAAAGGAAUGUACUGAUAAUGGGAUUGAAGAUUUUUCUAACACAUCCAAAAUUAAUGUAGAAAAAACCACAGAACAGGUAUACAAAGAUAAUGUGGUGAAGAAAAAUUUACUUCAAAACAAAGAGCUAGAAUCAAACAGUUCAAACAUCAAAUACAAAACUGCUAAUCGCAGUAUAAAAAGUACGAAAGUGUCAAAUGUUAUUAACUCAAAAAAAUAUGUUGAUGAACAUAAAGAUUUUCCUGACGUGCCUACAAGAAACGGUGGAAAAAAUCUGAUUUUGGAAUCAAAGAGUUUACGGCAAAAUGACCGCGAACUUAAAGAGUUUGAAACUCAAUUGUAUAAUAUUUUUGGCUUAUCGAAUAAAAAAUCACCAAUAUCUAAUUCAAAUUUAUCCUUAAAUAAGUCUUGUAAUUUUUUAAAUUCAACUGACGUAGUUAAAACUAUAGAUAAAGUUAUCCUAAUUGAUUCUGAUGAUGAACCGGAAUGUACGCAAAAAAACGCAAACAAAAAAGUUAUUUUUGGCAGUAAAAAUGAGAACGCAUUGGUUAAUGUAAUAGAAAUAGGAUCGGCAGAAAGAGAAACAUGCACACAAAAAGAGCAAAGCAAGGAUGUCUUAGUAAACAUAAAAAAUGAACUUAUGACUAAAGAAAAAUCUUCAUUGCAAAAUUUGGUCAGUAUAACUGAAAAUAAUGCUACAAAAGAGACUAAAAGCCAAUAUGUGGAUAAAGAUAACUUGUCUGUAGAAACCCAAAAGAAAAAUGCAUCAAAUAACACAAAAGAGUCUGCCGUCGAAAGUGAUACUGAGAAAGAAUUAAUAAUUGUUGAUAUUGCAGAAACUAGCAUAGAUGAAGACGAUAAUGAAAGUGUACAAAUAAACGCAGUAAGUCCUGAAGUUAAUGAAACAUCGCUACAAACAAUUUUAUCUACUGACCAUAAAUUGUCUUAUGACACUAGAGAAUAUCUAAAAAAUCCGGAUUUCAUAAAAUAUUUAGAACUAAGAUUAGACGCGUUAAUGGACGAGCAACCCGAGCUCACUGAACUGGAAGUAACGGAUUAUCUGUAUAAAACCUGGUUGUAUCAAGAGAGUUUGAAAACUGAUGAUACUAUCAAGAAAACGGAUGAUACUGAGAAGAAACCUGAUGAUACACAAAAUACUGGACUUGUGAAUGGUACGAAGCAUAGUCCUAUCAAAAUCAAGCUAUCUCUUAAUAAAUCAAGUAAAAAGAAUAGAAAAUCUUAUAAGGUCCAAAUAACAAAUGACAAUGAAAAUAAUGGCAAUCCCUCUGUUAGUAUAUUUGAUGAGAAAAUUAAAACUGAUUCAAAUAAUAUAAAUAUAAACAAAAAAGACAACUGUGUAAAUCAGACAAAAUCAUCGCCAAAAAGAAGUAAACGUAUCAAACGAAAUAAUAAUUAUAGUUUUCAACAAUAUUUUCUUAGCAGUGUUAAAAAGGACAGUUUUAGUAAUAACAUUCUCGAAUUGAUACCAAAAGAAUGUAAUGUAGAUGAAAAAGAUAAUUGUCAGAUUAAAAUAGAAAUUGAUGGUAAAAAAGAUGACACUUGUAAAGAAGCCACGGUUUCAAGUAAAUCGCCAAUACAAAAUGGUUUUAAAAAUGUUCAGAUUGAUAAAAAAUUACAUUCCUUUAACAAGACUAACUGUGUUGAAAAACUGUCGCCAAAAAUAGGCGAUCUUACAACAGAAAAUGUUGGUCACGAAGGUGAACCAAAUCCAAGAAGAGUCUCUUCAGAUGGUUGUGAUGCUGAGGGAUUGCUAGCAGCUCACCAGCUACAAAUAACGAUUUCCAAAAACCAAUCUGCUUGUAUUGCAGAUGGUGACAUAAUCAUGAACAACACUACAGACGUAAAAGAAGAAGCAGGAGAGAGCGACACAGAUAAUAAAUCAGUAAAAUCAGAAAAUAAUGAAUUAUGUGCCAAAGAUAAACUGUCGUCUGACACAAAAAAACCUUUAGAAGAACCAGAAUUUUUACAAUAUUUAGAAUUACAACAAGACACGCUAGCCGAUGAACACCCUGAGCUAACUGAAGAAGAAAUAAGAAAUUAUCUGUAUAAUACAUGGUUAUAUGAAGAAAAGUUGAAGGACGAUAUUAAAAAAGCGGACGGUAUUGAACCUGUUACCAAUUUAGUCAGAAGUCCAAAGUUAAAAGAUGUCGCACCAGGCAAAAGAGCUCGCAAAAAGAAAGUCGAAAAAGAUAAACAGAUAGACUUCAGUAUAAAUUCUGAGGAUAUGACGCGCAAAGAAAAGUCUAAGCGGAAGAUUAUAAAACCAUAUUUUUACAGAGAAAAUUUUUCUGAUAUAGAAGAUGACAUUGAAUUUUUUGAAAUAUUCAAGCCAACAUCCAAAACACCAACACCGGUUUCAGCUUUAACGGAAACUAUCAAUGCCGAGGGAACUGAAGAGCAAAGUUCAGACAUUGAAAUGACUGACGUAGAGGUAGAGUUUGCGGCAACUGAAAUAGAUGAAGUAGAGGAAUAUUUUAGACAGCUGACUGUUCCAAAGCCAAAUUUAUUUAAAGGUUUACUAAGAGAAAAAGUUUGUGAAAUUUGUGAAAAAGUCGACAAUCUUAUAAAAUGCAAGGGUUGCCAUUGCAUGUUCCAUGUUGACUGCGUGAGAAAAAAGCCUGAAGUUGUCGAAGCGGUGACAACGGUUCGAGGUAGAAAGAAGAAGAGAAAAUCUAGAGGUAGAAAGGCGAAAGAGCAUUCUAACAGCCUAGAUUCCGAGUGCCAAAGUGACGAGAGAUCGCAAGACCUCAACGCAUCUGACGAAGCUCAUAACACGUCUAUAGAAAACGAAGCAGAACCUAUUGUGAUAGGGAAUGCUGAUGAUUUCGAAGCUCAGCUGGUUGUGAAAAUGAAGGAACUCCUUGACAACCCCGAAAGCAAGGAAUACGAGUCGUUUUCUAGCGCAGACGAACUGGAUUGGGAUGACAUUGACUAUGGCGAAUGUAAGAUUGUGGACGUGUUGCCUCGUAAGAAAGACCGCGAAGUCGACAUCGAUCAUGCUAAUUUUAAGUGCAGCAACUGUGAGAAAUACGACAGUCCGGUUUGCUUCGUUUGUAAAUCAGCGGUGUCUCCGAAAGAUAAGGCGGAGCAUAGACAAAAGUGUCAAGUUGCACAUUGUCAUAAGUACUAUCAUUUGGAGUGUUUGGACCAUUGGCCACAGACUCAGUUCGUCGCUGGAGAGCUUUCGAGAAUAAACAACAGCAGUCAGUUAGUUGAGGCGUUGACUUGCCCGCGUCACGUUUGCCACACGUGCGUGUGUGAUGACCCUCGAGGGUGCAAGACUAGGUUCAGUGGGGACAAGCUGGCUCGAUGUGUGAGGUGUCCCGCUACGUACCACACCUUCACGAAAUGUCUUCCAGCGGGCACUCAAAUAUUGACUGCUUCACAUAUUAUAUGCCCGCGUCAUUAUGAUCACAGGCCGGGCAAAGUGCCGUGCCACGUGAAUACGGGUUGGUGCUUCAUAUGUGCGCUGGGCGGCACGCUGAUAUGCUGCGAGUACUGCCCCACGUCCUUCCACGCCGAGUGCCUUAACAUAGACCCGCCUGAAGGUGGUUAUAUGUGUGAAGACUGCGAGACAGGAAGAUUGCCAUUAUAUGGGGAGAUGGUUUGGGUUAAACUAGGACAUUACAGAUGGUGGCCGGGCAUGAUCCUGCACCCCUCAGAGAUCCCGCAGAACAUUCUGGCUGUGAAACAUUCGCAGGGCGAAUUUGUGGUUCGAUUCUUCGGGCAGUAUGACUAUUAUUGGGUGAAUAGAGGACGGGUGUUUCCUUUCCAAGAAGGGGACUCAGGCAGAAUAUCGACCCAAAGAACCAAAAUAGACGCCGCUUUCACUAUGGCGAUAGAACACGCGCAAAGGGCUUGUGAAAUAUUAAAAACUGCGUCACCAAAUGAUGAAGAAUCGAUGGACAUAGCGUCUUCGCUUCUACCACCACACUACGUGAAGUUGAAAGUGAACAAGCCUUGCGGGUCGCUGUGCGGGAAGAGGAUAGAUAUAGAGGAGAGCUCGCUCACACAGUGCGAGUGUGACCCCAACGAGCUAGACCCCUGCGGCCCCUACACACAGUGUCUUAACAGGAUGUUACUAACAGAAUGCGGUCCAACGUGUCGCGCUGGUGACCGAUGCAAUAAUCGUGCUUUCGAGAAACGCCUUUACCCUAAAUUGACACCGUAUAGGACACCACAUAGGGGGUGGGGGUUGAAAACCCUUGAAGAUAUUAAAGCAGGUCAAUUCGUAAUAGAGUACGUGGGAGAGUUGAUCGAUGAAGAGGAGUUCCGGCGGCGCAUGCGCAGGAAACACGAGGUGCGCGACGAGAACUUCUACUACCUCACGCUGGACAAGGAGCGCAUGAUCGACGCCGGGCCCAAGGGGAACCUCGCGAGGUUUAUGAACCAUUCGUGCGAGCCAAAUUGUGAAACUCAGAAGUGGACUGUUUUGGGGGACGUUCGUGUUGGGCUUUUUGCACUCUAUGAUAUACCUGCUAAUAGUGAACUAACAUUCAAUUAUAACUUGGAAUCGACGGGUAUUGAGAAAAAGCAGUGUAUGUGCGGCGCCAAACGAUGCUCGGGUUACAUUGGAGAGAAACCUAAACAGGACGACCAACCAAAGAAAAACAAACCAGGACUACCAACCAAACGCACUUACAAGAAGCGAAAAAAUGUAGAAAUAUCACCAUCACCCAAACCAAAACAGCGAGUCCCCAGGCCGUACAAACCUAGAGAGCUAACCGAAAUCGAGAAAGAUCUACUAAUAAUCAAAAGUGCCACCAACGGUGUCUCAAGUGAUUCUGAAUCCAGUAGGCUGAGCAUUGAUAGUAAAGAUUCUAGGAGUAUGAAACGAAAAAGAACAGAAGAUUCUUUGUCACCAAGUACCAAGAAAACCAAGACUGAUAAACUACUAGAAGUCACACAAGAUAGUGAUGCCAAGUAUCAAGAGGUUUUGACUGAGAAAAUAAGUAUUUAAGAUCUGCUGAAAAUCGUGUAUCAAGAUUAUUAUUAUUGAUUAAUUAUUAUAACUAAGAUUUUUUCACAUUGUAGUACUGAAUUCUUAAACACUACUUAGGUUUAUCGAAAUCAUGUUGAAAAAAAUUGUUACCAAAUGUCAUGAAAUAUUACAAACAGAAUAAAAUUUUUAGUUUAAUCACUUUUCAUCAUACUUUUUGAGAACUCACUUUUACUCUAUACGUCAACUGUCAUGUCAAAAUAUGAUUUUUGUCCUUAAGGUGGAUGCGACGGGUCUGCCCGCGAAAUUAGCAACCAAUUAAUCUCACAAAUUAGUUGAUACUAGAGCUAAUUUCUUAAACUGGACCCUUUCAAGUAA